AUGGCGAGCCUCGCCCGCCCAUUCCGAACCCGUGGCUGGCCCUCGCCCGCCCAUUCCCGGACCCGUUGGCAGGCCUCGCCCGCCAUUCCCGGGACCCGUGGCGAUCCUCGCCCGCCCAUUCCCAGGACCGUGCGAGCCUCGCCCGCCCAUUCCCGGGAACCCGUGGGCGAUCCUCGCCCGCACAUUCCGGGACCCGUGGAGAGCCUCGCCCCCCAUUCCCGGGACCCUUGGCGAGCCCAGCCCGCCCAUUUCCCGGUAACCCGUGGGCGAGGCCUCGCCCGCCCAUUCCCGGGACCCGUGGCAGGCCUCGCCCGCCCAUUUUCCCGGGACACCGUGGCAGGCCUCGCCACGCCCAUUCCCGGGACCCUUGGCAGCCUCGCCCGCCUCCAUUCCCGGAACCCUGGCAGACCUCGCCAGCCCAUUCCCCGGGACCCGUUGCAGGCCUCGCCAGCCCAUUCCCGGAACACGUGGCAGGCCUCGCCCGCCCAUUACCCGGGGGACCCGUGGCCCGGCCUCGGCCCGCCCAAUUCCCGGGGACCUGUGGCAGGGCCCUCUCGCCCACCCAUUCCCGGGACCCGUGGCAGGCCCUCGCGCGCCAUUCGGGACCCGUGGCAGGCCGCGCCCUCCCAUUCCCGGACCCGUGGCAGGCCCUCGCCCGCCCAUUUCCCGGGGACCCGUGGCAGGCCCUCGCCCGCCCAUUCCCUGGACCCGUGGCGGAGGCCCGCCCGCCCGCCCGGGGACCCGUGGCCGAGCCCUCGCCCCCAUUCCCGGGACCCGUGGCAAGCCCUUCCCGGCUGCCCAUUCCAGGGACCAUGGGCGAGCCUCCGCCCGCCCAUUCCCCGGAAACCCGUGGCCCUGGCCUCGCCCGCCCAUUCCCGGGACCCGGUGCAGCCCUCGCCGCCAUCCCGUGACCCGUGGCGAGCCUCGCCCGCCCAUUUCCCAGGACCCGUGUUGGAGCCUCGCCCGCCCAUUCCGGGACAAGUGCAGGGCCUCGCCCCGCCAUUCCAGGGACCCGUUCGCGAGCCUCGCCCGCCCUUCCGGGACCCGUGGCGAGCCGCGCCCCGCCCAUUCGGGCACCUUGGAGGCUCGCCCGGCCCAAUUCCGGGACCCGUGGCGAGCCUCUGCCCCCGCCCAUUCCCGAACCCGUCGUGGCAGGGCCUCGCCCGCCCAUUCCCAGGGGACCCGUGGCAGGCCCUCGGCCCGCCCCAUUCACGGGACCCUGGCAGGCUCGCCCCGCCCAUUCCCGGGACCCGUGGCAGGCCUCGCCCCACGCCCAUUCCCGGAACCCGUGGCAGGACCUCGCCAGCCCCUAUUCCCGGGACAGUGGCAGGACCUCGACAGCCCAUUCCCGGGACCCGUGGCAGGCCUCGCCCGCCCAUUCCCGGGACCCGUGGCAGGCCUCGCCCGCCCAUUCCUGGGACCCGUGGCAGGCCUCGCGCGCCAUUUCCCGGGACCGUGGCAGGCUUCGCCCGCCCAUUCCAGGGACCGUGGAGAGCCUCGGCCCGCCCCAUUCCCAGGACCCGUGGUGAGCCUCGCCCCCCGCCCUUAUUCCAUGACCCGUGGCAGGCCUCGCCCGCCCGUUCCCGGGACCCGUGGCGAGCCUCGCCCGCCCAUUCCCGGGACCCGUGGCGAGCCUCGCCCGCCCAUUCCCGGGACCCGUGGCAGGCCUCGCCCGCCCCAUCCUGGACCCGUGGCAGGCAUCACCCGCCGUCCCUAAAGAGAGUAACACCUCUGAUUAACCUUAGAACCAGAAUAUGCCACUGA
Molecule: messenger RNA, 1764 nt
Organism: Macrobrachium nipponense
Lineage: Eukaryota; Metazoa; Arthropoda; Malacostraca; Decapoda; Palaemonidae
Product: basic proline-rich protein-like
Exons: 2
Coding region: 1-1764 (587 amino acids)
Source: RefSeq, a predicted model, not a curated record